Molecule: messenger RNA, 1729 nt
Organism: Patella vulgata (common limpet)
Lineage: Eukaryota; Metazoa; Mollusca; Gastropoda; Patellidae
Product: ras-related protein Rab-22A
Exons: 7
Coding region: 120-716 (198 amino acids)
Molecular function (GO): GTPase activity; GTP binding
Source: RefSeq, a predicted model, not a curated record
AUGAAAAUAAACAUUGUGAAAUCGAUGAAGGAAGAUUUUAAAGUAUUUUAUAAUGUAAUAUCAGUGUUUUGAUAACUGUAGUAGUAUAAUAACAAGUAGCAGAAACAAAAGAACUGAAUAUGUCAAUGAGAGAUGUGAAAUUAUGUUUACUAGGGGAUUCUGGUGUGGGUAAAUCCAGUCUUGUGAUGAGGUUCGUCACAGAUUCGUUUAAACCAGCACUAGAGAGUACAAUAGGGGCUUCCUUUAUGACAAAGACGUUACUAGUGGAGGGAAAUACUUAUAAAUUUCAGAUCUGGGACACGGCUGGUCAAGAAAAGUAUCGCGCUCUAGCUCCGAUGUAUUACAGAGGUGCUGCAGCGGCUAUAAUAGCUUAUGAUGUCACUAGAGAGGCAACAUAUAAAUCUGUUAAAAGCUGGGUUCAAGAAUUACGUCAUCAAGGUGCUCCAAAUAUAGUCAUAGCCAUCGCUGGUAAUAAAUGUGACCUUGAUGACCUUCGCGAAGUACGAGAGAAAGAUGCAGAAGAUUAUGCUAAGGAGAUCAAUGCUAUAUUUUGUGAAACCAGUGCGUUAACGGCAAUCAAUGUAGCUGAUUUAUUUUAUAAAAUAUCGGAGAGAUUACCAUGUGAAGAUUACUCAUCUGCGGCUAAACUUGGUAGCACUGUCAAUCUACGAAACAGAAAAGACGUAAAAAAAGACAAAAAAUGUUGCGGAUCCUGAUGCUAGGUUUUUGAUUUAAGAUUAGAAAUUUUUUAACAAAUCAAAACAGUCUGAUUGUGGCACGGAUCUUCUUUGGUUUCGUUUUUAUAAACUUCAAAAUUUUGUUUAAUAGGCCUUUGUAUGAUAGGCCUUUGUGUAAUACAUGUAGGCCUUUGUUUUAAAGGCCUUUGUAUAAUAGUUCUUUGUUUAAUAGACCUGUCUACCGUAGGCCUUUGUAUGAUAGGUCUUUGUUUUAAAGGCCUUUGUAUAAUAGGUCUUUGUUUAACAGGUCUUUAUAUAAUAUGUCUUUGUUUAAAAAGGCCUUUGUUUAAUAGGCCUUUGUAUAAUAGGCCUUUGUUUAAUAGGUCUUUGUAUAAUAAGCCUUUGUUUAAUAGACCUGUCGACUGUAGACCUUUGUUUAAAAGGUCUUUUUUUAAUUGACCUUUCUAAGGUCGACAAUUGUUUAAUAGGUCUUUGUUUUAAAGGUCUUUGUUUGUAUGAUAGGCCUAAAUUUUGACACAAAAGCCGUUUUUUAGAAAACGAAUGACAAAUUAGAUCUGUAGUUUUAUCAGACUGGUAAUAAAAGACAAACCUAAAUGUAAAGAUGCAUUAUGUAAGAUUUAGAUACAGAGCUGGACGUUCUGGAUAUAAUAGUUCCAAAAUAGAUAAUUAAAAAAUUAAUAUAUUGAAAAUUUCAUUCAGAUUACUUUAUUCUGAGCCAAGAUAUCAUUGUUUGAAGUUUUAACAAGAUGUGGUAAAUAUUGUUUAUUACCAUAGCAACGUUACUUGUUAAUUGAGACUCUGCCUCACUUCUCCAUUUUUAAAUUAAAACUUUAAAUGGCGAUCGCAAUACGGUUUAAAUGUGUGCCAUCGGAUGAUAUAGAGAGUUGGUUAUAAGCUUGUCAUGUUAAAAAAUGUCUAAAUAAUAAUUUAUGUAACAUUUGAAGCCAAAAUAAAAGUCUGCAAUAGACAGAUUUAGCUCUUACAUAAUGCAUCCUUAUAAAACUUACAAACUAAAAACUUGCGAUAAUAUU